CUCCAAACUCUAUCAAAGAUUAGAGUGGAAAAGUGCCAUAAAUUAAAAAAUUGUUUCCUAUCUCCAUAGCUCGGGGUUUUCAACAACUGGAAGACCUACAAGUAAUUGAUAACUCUGAAUUAGAAGAAAUAUUUGGAGAUAAUGAUGUGAUUGAUGAGAAAGAAAUCCAGUUGCCUCAACUUCAGUGUUUGCGCCUGGAAGAUUUGCCAAGACUCACCAACUUUUGCCAUGUGGAUAUCAUUCAUAUUUCCAAAACUUACUGAGUUGGAUGUCACACGUUGUCCAAAGAGAAGUACAAGAUUUUCAUGGGAUGAAGAUAAUAAAAGUGUGCAUGCGGAAGCAAAGGCACCCAAAAUAAGAAGCCACGAUGAAAGUCAUCAAGAGCAGGCACCCAAAAUAGGUAGCCAAGAAGAUCAUCAAGAGCAGGCACCUGAAAAAGGAAGUGAAGAUGAAAUUCAUGAAGAGCAGGCAUCUGAAAUGGGCAGUGAAGAUGAUAGUCAUGAAGAGCAGGCAUCUGAAAUGGGCAGCGAAGAUGAUAAUCAUAAGAGACGUCUACAGAUCUCUGGUGCUUGAUGAUUUUGAAGAAUUACCUCGGUACAUAAAAAAUAAAGAGCUUUAUUCCGAUUCUCAUCCAACAGAAUGAAGAAAAUAACACUGAAACUUAGAAACAUGCUCAUCAUUUCUAAUCAGUUGGCUCCACUGAAUCCAAUGAAUAUCACUCUGUUUGAAGGGAAGCAAAAAAAAUGUAAUUAUAAACUUUGUACUUCACCUCUUCAGUACUUCUGUUCUGCUGCUACAAUCUUUUCAAUAUCUACUGCUUCGUUUUACUCCUGCUUCAAAUUCUCUAUUACUCAUCUUCUACUACUGCUGUAACUUCUUCUUUACCUUCACUAAUUGCUUGCCCUUUCAAAUA
This is a messenger RNA of Pistacia vera, 913 nucleotides long. RefSeq lists its product as uncharacterized. The record is from RefSeq and is a predicted model, not a curated record. The coding region runs from base 154 to 573 and encodes 139 amino acids. NCBI's taxonomy places the organism in Eukaryota, Viridiplantae, Streptophyta, Magnoliopsida, Sapindales, Anacardiaceae. The transcript is spliced from 4 exons.